UAGAGGAUCGCAGCUGGAGUGACACACAGGGCACGCUUUGUUCAAGUUUCUUCGCAGACGACGAAAGGCAUACCACUACUAGCAGCCCGACUGCCCACCAUCAACACUUCUUGGCCAGCUUUCCAAUCCGGACAUCCACCUUCUACCGGACUCAUCUUGGAGAAUUGCAGUGGACCGCAGAUUGGGAAAGCAAUGAACAACAGCGCUUUGGCUCUGAGGCCACCUACGACACUAGUUGUUAUGCACAGGCCGCCCGUGCUGUUGCCUAUACUUCUUGCUACAGUUUUGAGUGCAGCCCGCAGAAGAAGGGCAUACGUCUCGGACGCAAUCUGCGUGUUUCAAGUUGGCAAUGCCAGUGGUUACGUCAAAUUUCACCAGAAACCAUUCAGCUUUGUGAAGCUUCAUGGCAAUAUAACCAAUCUACCACAUGGAAAACAUGGCUUUCACGUGCACGAAUAUGGCGAUUUGUCGAAAGGCUGCGCAUCAACUGGUGCCCACUACAAUCCUCUACGUAUGCCUCAUGGUGGUCCUAAGGACAGAAAACGACACGUGGGUGACUUGGGAAACAUCGAAGCUGACCAGAAUGGUACUGCGUUAUUUAACAUGACGGACCGUCUUCUGAGCUUAAACGGCAUAUACUCCAUCAUCGGCCGUGCUCUUGUGGUUCAUGCUGACGAGGAUGAUCUCGGUCGUGGCUCCCACAACGAUAGUCUGACUACCGGACAUUCUGGAAGCCGUAUAGCCUGCUGCGUCAUUGCGAUUCGACCCCCGAAAGCGAAUAAUCGUGAAUGGAAACACGAAAGAUCACCAAAUAAAGGUAGAAAUGAAAAAUAAACAUGAAAAAAAACAUGA
Molecule: messenger RNA, 852 nt
Organism: Rhipicephalus microplus (southern cattle tick)
Lineage: Eukaryota; Metazoa; Arthropoda; Arachnida; Ixodida; Ixodidae
Product: superoxide dismutase [Cu-Zn]
Biological process (GO): superoxide metabolic process
Molecular function (GO): copper ion binding
Source: RefSeq, a predicted model, not a curated record